This is a messenger RNA of Candidozyma duobushaemuli, 1410 nucleotides long. It is a transcript of the gene CBP1, whose product is annotated as Cbp1p. Gene Ontology annotation, molecular function: oxidoreductase activity. The record is from RefSeq and is a predicted model, not a curated record. Lineage: Eukaryota; Fungi; Ascomycota; Pichiomycetes; Serinales; Metschnikowiaceae. The transcript has a single exon. The coding region runs from base 1 to 1410 and encodes 469 amino acids.
AUGACCGGCAAAUCCGUCGCCAUCGUUGGCGGAGGCAUUUCCGGCCUUAAAGCCGCCCACGUGCUUUUAGAAAGCGGCGUUUUUGCCAAAGAAGAUAUCAUAAUUCUUGAAGCCCAGAAUAGACUAGGUGGCCGGAUCAAGACCGAUAGAGAGCUGAGCAAGUUAGGGGUUCCGUAUGAUCUUGGAGCCGCGUGGUUUCACGACGCGUUGACCAAUUCCGUUUUGUACGACAGCAUUGAAAACGGCACGUUUGUCCCGCUGAAGGACGGCUACUUUGACGAUAAGGACAUUGCCAUAUACGCCAAGGAACACGAUGGGCCCUUGGACACGAACAACUGGAAGUUGGCACGUGUGCUCGAGGAUAUGGAGAAGUUCAUGGAAUUGUACUAUAUGGAGGGCUUGGACGUCAAGGACAUGAGCUUGGACGACUUUGCCAAGGUGUAUGUGGACAAGUACAAGGUGUUUCUUACGCCUGAGCAGCUUCAGUACUGUAGCCGUCUUCUUCGGUACUUCGAGCUUUGGUUCGGCAUUCCGUCGUACGAGAUUCUGGCCAAGUACGCCCCUAUGGACCACCAGGGACGGAAUUUGUAUGAUAAGAAAGGGCAUGGUUUUGCCGUGGACCACAUCGUGUCUCAGAUAGACUGUGAGAUCCGCAAGGAGACACAGGUGACACGUAUACAGAGAGACGCCAAGGGGGCCAGAAGGCACAGAUUGGAGCUUUCGGAUGGUAGCUCUAUUGAUACGGACUACGUGGUGGUGACUGUACCUCUUAGCAUUCUUAAACUUAAGGAGGGACCGCAAAGUAUAACCUGGGAGCCACCGCUUCCAAAGCCCGUGACGGAGGCGCUCGACAAAAUAUCCAUGGGCGCCUUGGGCAAGGUUGUGCUUGAGUUUGACAUUAUCUGGUGGGACAAGACACAGGACCGGUUCAAUAUAGUUCCCGACGAAGUCUCCUCGCAUGGACAGGUGCCCCAAUCGUGGGAGUACCCGAUCUUCAUUAUCAACUACGCACGCGUGUUUCCUGGAACGGCUUCGUUGGUGAUUCUUACCCAGCUGCCUGUGACUGAGUACCUCGAGCUGCAUCCUGCCCAGGCCUGGCAGUACUUGAAGCCGAUGUUGCUGAAGUUGAACAUCUCAAGCUUCUCCGUGCCCGACCCCAUCAACACCAUUGUGACCGACUGGACGAAGAAUCCGUUUGCUAGGGGCGCCUACUCUGCUAUUCGUACUGGCGAGUGUCCUGACGAUGUAAUUAUCCAGCUCAGCGGUGAGCACGACGGAGUGGGCUUGGGGGCUGGCCUGACCAUUCGUUUUGCAGGCGAGUACACCAUUGCCGACGGCGGCGGAUGCAUUCAUGGCGCCUACGAUUCUGGAAAACGGGCCGCCGAGUGGAUUGUAGAGCAUGCGAAGUAG